GAAUUAAAAGCCUGGACAAUGGAGUCAAUGUUCUCUGAACUAACCCUGGACUGUUUGGAGGGCAGAGGUUUUCUGAUAUUUCUGUUUGUUUUUCUGUUGUUGGCUGAGGUUUUGAAGAACAGAGUUCCGAAAACAUAUCCUCCUGGUCCCUGGCCUCUUCCAUUUCUUGGAGACCUGCUUCGCAUAAAACCUCGAGAAAUUCAUCUGCAGUUCACAGAGUUUGCAGAGAAAUAUGGGAACAUUUUCAGUGUUCACCUCUUUGGAGAAAGGGUUGUGGUCAUUAAUGGGUACAAACUUGUGAGAGAAGCCUUGGUGGAGAAAGGAGAUGACUAUGUAGAUCGCCCCAGCAUCCCACUCUUUAUGGACACAGUUGGGAACAGAGGUAUUGUGGCAUCAAAUGGUUUCCUGUGGAAACGGCAAAGGAGAUUUGCUGUACAUUCUGGAGAACGCUUUGAGUACAGCGACAAACAACACAAAUCUAUUCUAGCUAACGUCAGUGAAUUAAUUUACCUCGAAGGAGGUUCGUGGGCGCAGAUUUACAAUGUGCUGCCCUGGCUGAUGAAAUGGCUACCUGGCCAACACCAGAAGAUUUUCACUCUGACACGAGAGCUGCUGGAUCAUAUACGUCUCAAGAUCAACAAACACAAAGAAAAUUAUGAUCUGUCAUCUCCAAGAGAUUACAUCGACUGCUUCCUAAAAUAAAUGGGAGAGGAAGAAGAUGAAGAGUCUGGUUUUGAUCUCACAAAUUUGUGUGUUAGUACUUUGGACCUGUUUGCUGCUGGAACUGAGACUACUGCCACAUCUUUACUCUGGGGACUGCUGUACAUGAUCUACUACCCUCACAUACAAGGUUGCCCUCUGUUCCCUGCUGCUUGUCACCAAUCCAAUGACCGUGGCUACCUGACAGUGGAACCAGGUCCAGUUUUUCUCAUAGGCUCCAACCUCACAGUUUACUGUCAUCACACAGAAAGAAUAUGUCAAUGGAGCACACUGUAUCUGGAGCUGAAUGGUCAGACUGUGGAUUCUGGUAGUAAAGUCAACUGCACCACAAAAUUCAAACUGCACAAUGUCAAGUGGCCAAAGUUGAACGUGCUCUGCAAGCUGAGGAACACCCACAAUGUUGUCAAUGGACUCUCCCUCCAAAGUGGAUUGCCACCUCAGAAGCCCAAAAACAUUACGUGUAAAACAUCAAAAUUGUCAGAUUUCCUACACUGCUCAUGGAACAGAGGACAGCAAACACACCUCCCCACUACUUACAACAUUUCCAUCAGCAGAGAAAAUGGGAGUCAGAUACAUUUAGCUUGCAUCCAGGAUGCUGGAGAAUUCACCGUGCCACGAGCAAUUCUCGACGAAAACGCAAAGUACCACAUGGUCAUCGUUGCUCACAACCAGCUCGGACAGUCUCCGUCUGAUCCAUUCGUCUUCUGCGUAAAAGAUCACGUGGUACCGGAGACCCCGCAUAUCAUACAGAUAAAGUUUGGGAAUCACUCCACAGCUUUACUGAAGUGGAACAGCUCUGACUCCACAGAACAUCUCAGAACGUACAUCAGGCUCCAGACAGGCAUUGGCUCCUGGGAGGAGAGGGAGGGACGAGAGCUCAGUGAGAGGCUGGUAAGAGUGGACGACCUCGAGCCUCUGAAAGAAUAUGAGUUCCAGAUGAGAGCGUGCUACAAAACACCGAAGCUGACACCAACCAAAGCACCCUGCUGUGCACUCUCCAAGUCACUCUGCAGCAAAUGGAGCACCUCUAUAAUUUCGAGAAGUCCUGGAAAAGGACCAUCUCAGCAGCUGCAUGUCUGGAGAAAAAUUGAGAGGCAGCAGAAAAAUGAGUUUCAGAUGGUGACUGUUUUCUGGAAGCUUCCGCCUGUAGAGGAUUACAGUGGAGAGGUGGAAAAGUACAAGAUCUUCCUGAGCGACAAUCAGAACCAGGGAGUGAGCUUCCCGGCUAAUCGGAGUCAGUGUUUACUUCGUGUGCCGCCGUGGAUUCAGGUGCUGAGAGUCGGCGUUGUCACCUCAUGUGGGAAGUCUCCUCCAGCUGAUGUGUACCUCAAACAUUCAGGUGCUUGUGGACCUGUUCUCAGAGGGUUGGCUCCUGCAGAUGAUGGCAAAGUGGUGACUGUGUCGUGGUUGUGGCCUCCUGCUGAACACUGGCUACCAUCAGGGGAACUGUUGUAUUAUGUACUAGAAUGGACAAGUGGACCUGCAGCAGGCCUAAACUGGACCAGAGUGGCCAAAGAGGAAAGAAACAUAUUUAUCACAGGGCUUAAAAAAGGAGUGAGGUACAACGUCUCCCUCUACGCUGUAACGACCAGAGGUGUGAGUGCGCCAUCAUCUGGCCUGGUGUACUGCCAACAAGAAAAACCUACAUCUGGCCCCAGCGUAUCGGUACUAGUCCAUGAGGCGCGACGGAUUUUGAUCCAGUGGAACGAGCUGGCGGUCGACCAGCGAAAAGGCUUCAUCACAAACUACACCAUCUACCUGAGGAUGCUGCACUCCAGUUCCACAGAAAUCAGCGUGACCGUGGCUGCUUCUGGACCCAGAAAGAUGUGGCUGGACACUCCUGGAGGACCACUGGCCCUCAAGAUGACUGCAUCCACCUCAGCAGGAGAAGGACCAUCAGGGAACCUGAUCUCCUCUCAGCCUGCGCCCCCUACAGUUGGCCUCCUGAUUGUCAUACUUUUCAUCAUUACCUUCUUCAUUGCAAUUAUAGCCAACCUGCUGUGCUGGAAAUGUGUGAGGAAAAGGAUCAAAGAGAAAUGUCGAGAAUGGGGACCUGCCUGUCUGUCUGAAAACCUAAAAUUAGAAAACAGCAUCGCCGUCAAACUACUAGAGGACAGCACGGCAGAGCCAACCUUCUGGGUUAUCCACAGUGACCCUUCACUGUCCCUUAUUGAGGAGAUCUCUGAGGAGCAGAGGGAGGACAUGUACCCCGUCGUACACACACAAGCCGUUCCACUUGGAUCAGGACAGCUCACAGACGAGACGACGGGGGUAGUGUGCACUCCUGAGACGCUUCUUUCCCACAGAUCGCUGGAACAUGUUUGUUACAAACCUCACACCUGUGCAUUACUGCUGUAUGAAGAGGAGUCCAAAGAGAUGGAGGAGGAGCAGGGGGAUGUACCAGCGGGUGACCAGGAUGGCAGAUGCAUGUUUGAAGGAAAAUUGCAUGGCUUACUGUGCAGCGUGCAGGUGGAUUUCUCCAGCGAGUGGAGCUCUGAGGAUAACACGGACACACACUCUGUGGAUUUACAGCAAAGUGUCUCAGCAGCAGACACUCGUUUGACAGGCAAGACCAUCCUGACUGGUGGCUACUUUCCUCAAGGCCCUGCUAUGAACAGCACUACAGCCUGAAUAAGACUACAACACGAACAGGACAACCUGCACUACAAAAGACAUUUUUAAGAAAGCAUUAGUCUAACGGCAUUUCACCAAGUGAUAAUCUCAGCGACUUUAUGUGUCCAGGGAACAUGAGGCCUCCGGUGAUCUAUAACUGUGAUUGAUGAUGUUUAAGCCAAAUAAAAAUCUGCUUUGACUGA
Messenger RNA from Thalassophryne amazonica, 3536 nucleotides. Its product is annotated as interleukin-12 receptor subunit beta-2-like. Lineage: Eukaryota; Metazoa; Chordata; Actinopteri; Batrachoidiformes; Batrachoididae. Gene Ontology annotation, molecular function: heme binding; protein binding; oxidoreductase activity, acting on paired donors, with incorporation or reduction of molecular oxygen, reduced flavin or flavoprotein as one donor, and incorporation of one atom of oxygen. Gene Ontology annotation, biological process: xenobiotic metabolic process. Gene Ontology annotation, cellular component: intracellular membrane-bounded organelle; cytoplasm. The record is from RefSeq and is a predicted model, not a curated record.